This is a messenger RNA of Ricinus communis (castor bean), 610 nucleotides long. RefSeq lists its product as uncharacterized. NCBI's taxonomy places the organism in Eukaryota, Viridiplantae, Streptophyta, Magnoliopsida, Malpighiales, Euphorbiaceae. The coding region runs from base 29 to 610 and encodes 193 amino acids. The record is from RefSeq and is a predicted model, not a curated record. The transcript has a single exon.
CCAGAUUAGGAAUCCGGACGAUGUCCCUAUGUCUGAGUAUACCAAGUUAAGACCUGUGGAGUUUGAUGGGACAGCUGGAGACCCUCUGGACUUUUUGGAUGAGGUUGAAAAGAGGGCGUCUGAUUUGCACUGUUCUGACAGGAGGACCAUCGAGAUGGCCGGGUUUUCCUUGAAGGGAAUAGCAUCCCAGUGGUUCAGAGAUUAUAUCCGCCCCUUUCUGGAUGGGUUGUCGUGGAGGCAAUUCAGAGACAGAUUCGAAGAGUACUUCAUCCCUUUCAGUGUAAGGCAGGAGUAUAGAGAGAGGUUUGAAAGGUUAGUUAAGGGAGAAUCAUCUGUGGCUGAAUACACCAGGCAAUUUGUUCAGCUGAGUAGGUAUGCACCUUAUGCUGUGGGGACUGAGGAGCAGAAGAACAGCAAAUACAUUUCAGGGCUCGGCCCAGAGUUUGUUUCCUUGGUUCAAUCUAGGAGGAGUAGCUUCCUAGAAGUUACUGACAUGGCGAGGCAGAUGGAGAUGACGCUACGAGGGUUUAGUCAAGGGACUGACGAUUGUAGGAAGAAGAAAACCAGGGUUGUGGGUCACCCAGGCGCAACUCGUGGCCGACUAUGGUAG